UUCGGGGAUUCUAUAGAGGUUUAUCAGCGGCGUUAUUAAGACAGGGUAUAUAUACUACGGGAAGACUGGGAAUUUACAAUUGGCUACAGGACUGGUAUUAUGAAACAUUUGAAGAAAGACCACAGUAUCGCACCAUGAUACUAAUGGGAAUGUGCGGUGGCGUAGUAGGUUCCUUCUUUGGCAAUCCGGCUGAAGUGGCACUGAUUCGUAUGACCGCUGACGGCACACUCCCCCCAGAAAAGCGACGGAACUACAAAAACGUUUUCAACGCACUUGGCAGGAUGUGGAAAGAAGAAGGCUUACUAUCAAUGUGGAGAGGCUGUAGUGCGACCAUCGUCCGCUCGGCAAUUGUAAAUGGAACCCAACUUUCCACGUAUACCCAGGUCCGAGAAAUGCUGAAACCUGUUAUAGGCGAUGGUCCUCAUCUAUAUGUUCUAGCAGCUCUGAUGUCCCCCAUUGCGACCACUCUUGUUGUUAUGCCCGUUGAUAAUAUUAAAACUAAGGUUCAAAACGCAAAAGGUAAAGCGAAUCCAAUGAAAAUGUUCACAUCAGUAAUAAAAAACGAAGGGAUAUUAGUUUUCUGGCACGGAAUGAUACCGAU
Messenger RNA from Hyposmocoma kahamanoa, 601 nucleotides. Its product is annotated as mitochondrial 2-oxoglutarate/malate carrier protein-like. Gene Ontology annotation, molecular function: succinate transmembrane transporter activity; malate transmembrane transporter activity; oxaloacetate transmembrane transporter activity. The annotation marks the transcript as partial. NCBI's taxonomy places the organism in Eukaryota, Metazoa, Arthropoda, Insecta, Lepidoptera, Cosmopterigidae. The record is from RefSeq and is a predicted model, not a curated record. Gene Ontology annotation, biological process: phosphate ion transmembrane transport; malate transmembrane transport; thiosulfate transport. The transcript is spliced from 5 exons.